Centruroides sculpturatus (bark scorpion) is the source of this 2850-nucleotide messenger RNA. RefSeq names its product lissencephaly-1 homolog. Bases 386 to 1618 code for a protein of 410 amino acids. Gene Ontology annotation, biological process: retrograde axonal transport; brain morphogenesis; germ cell development. The record is from RefSeq and is a predicted model, not a curated record. Gene Ontology annotation, molecular function: dynein complex binding; microtubule plus-end binding. The transcript is spliced from 13 exons. Lineage: Eukaryota; Metazoa; Arthropoda; Arachnida; Scorpiones; Buthidae. Gene Ontology annotation, cellular component: neuronal cell body; nuclear envelope; neuron projection.
CUGCUAGUAAUAUAAAGCGAUUUGUUAAAAUACGACUUAAAACUCUUUUAUAUUUUCAAAUUAGAUAAAUAUAUAAGAAAAAUCAAUACAUUUAUCAUCCAAAUUCAAUAAAUAUCACGACUUAGGACGUAGAACUCAUAAUUUCGACUGCCAUUUUAAAUUCGCGACGAUAAAAUGACGUCAUUUUGGCCUUCGCAAUGUAUUUCGGGACAUUUUUUUCCCUCAACCGGCUUGCUCUAUGGAUUGAAUGGAGAGGCGAUUUUUUGGAGAUAGAAUAAUGGAACAGUUAUAAUUGAAUUUGGAAGAAAGAAAUUUAUUUGCACAUCUUAAGGAGGUUACUAAGACUUAAAAUUUAAAUUUAAUAUAUAUUGCAACUUUGUGAGCGAUGAGAAUGGUGUUAUCACAGCGACAAAGAGAAGAGCUAAAUAAAGCCAUUGCAGAUUAUCUCUCUUCAAGUGGAUACAUGGGGGCAUUGGAAGCAUUCAAAAAAGAAUCAGAAAUACCAGGGGAAAUUGAUAAAAAGUAUACUGGAUUAUUAGAGAAAAAAUGGACUUCAGUUAUCAGGCUCCAAAAGAAAGUUAUGGAUCUAGAAGCAAAACUUGCUGAAGCAGAAAAAGAAUUUAUAGCUGGUGCUCCGACACGAGAAAAACGCUCUCCAGCUGAAUGGAUUCCUCGCCCUCCUGAACGAUAUUGUUUAACUGGCCAUCGUGCUCCUGUAACAAAAGUUGUUUUUCAUCCAGUUUUCAGUGUUAUGGUAUCAUCUAGUGAAGAUGCUACAAUAAAAGUUUGGGAUUAUGAAACUGGUGAUUAUGAAAAGACAUUGAAAGGCCAUACUGAUUCUGUACAAGACGUUGCAUUUGAUCACACAGGAAAAUGGCUGAUUUCAUGUUCUGCUGACAUGACAGUUAAAUUAUGGGAUUUUCAAGCUUAUGAAUGUAUCAGAACUAUGCGUGGACAUGAUCACAAUGUAUCUUCUGUUUCAUUUAUGCCUAGUGGUGAUCAUCUUGUAUCAUCUUCCAGAGAUAAGACAAUAAAAAUUUGGGAAGUUGCCACUGGAUAUUGUGUGAAAACUUUUACUGGUCAUCGAGAAUGGGUCAGAAUGGUUAGAGUAAAUCAAGAUGGCUCAUUGCUUGCCAGCUGUUCCAAUGAUCAAACUGUUCGAGUCUGGAUUGUCACUACAAAAGAAUGUAAAUUAGAAUUAAGAGAACAUGACCAUGUUGUGGAAUGUGUUGCUUGGGCUCCAGAGUCUGCCUCACCAGCUAUAAAUGAUGCUGCUGGAAUUGAUAAUAAACGUGGCUUUAGAACUGGACCAUUCCUUCUCUCUGGAUCUAGAGAUAAAACUAUAAAAAUGUGGGAUAUUAGCACUGGACAAUGUAUUUUUACAUUGAUCGGACAUGAUAAUUGGGUUAGAGGAUUGAAGUUUCAUCCUGGUGGUAAAUAUAUUGUAAGUGCAUCAGAUGAUAAAACUUUAAGAGUUUGGGAUAUAAAGAAUAAACGGUGCAGUAAAACGUUAGAAGCACACAGUCAUUUCUGCACUUCAGUAGACUUUCAUCAUAAUGCUCCUUUUGUCAUCAGUGGCAGUGUUGAUCAAACUGUUAAAGUAUGGGAAUGUCGUUAGCCGGAAAAAAACUGAUUGGAAGGUGAUAGCAGCUCACUGAACUCUUUUUGUGUCAAACUACUUUUACAUAAAAAGGCUAAUAUUGAUAACUAAAUUUACAGCAUGAUUUUUGUCCUGUGAAUUGAUAUGUUGCUUGUAUAAUGGCCAACAUUACACAGAUUUUGUGGCUUGUGUUACCUUACCACAUAUUUCACUGGAUUAUAGGCAGCAGUGAUAUUUGUACAGUGUUUUAAUUUAAUUUGUGUAAUAAUUUUGCCAAACAUGUUUGCCAGACAAUUAUUUAAUUGUAGGCAUACUAGGCAAACUAAAUUAAUGACUUAAUAGUUAUAAAUGUUAGUGAUGUUUUGUUAGUGUUAUACUCUGCAAUGUUAGAGGUUAGGGAAAUAGAAGAGAUUUGAGGUUAAUUCCGUCUUGCAUCUAUGCAAUUCGGAAGUGACGUAUCUAAAAAUUGAUUCAUCGAUCAACUCAAAAAAUAUUGGACUCACAACCUGUACUUUUAUUUUGUACAGGUUUGACAGAUUGAGAUUGCUUAUUUCUUUCACAGCUUUACUCUUUCUUUUAUUCAGUUAAGAGAGUAGUUAAAGCUUUAAGAAAAUAAUUUAAAAUAAUUUUAUUAAAUAAAUUUAUCUUAGCAGUUAAACCAGGAACUAAAUUUAUUUCCAAAUAUUUUCAGUUGUUUUUAAUUUUUCCCUGUAUGGGUGUAAAUGGAAAGUCAUUUUCAGACAAUUUGAGGAGUUGUGUGAGUGUAUGUAUAUAAAUAUAUAUGUAUCAUUAGUUAAAUAAUUCUGUGCAAAUAAUAAUCUAGUUCUUCUAAUGUUGCACAGUUUAGUCUGCUGCGUAAUAAUUUUAGCAUGAAUAUCUUAACUGUUAAAAAUUGGCUUUAAAUGUGAUAAGUUAUGAAAAAAAAAAAUAUAUAUAUAUAUAUAUAAAUAUAUAUACAAUAUGUAUUUGUGGUACUUCCAAAAAGUGAGAGAUGUAAAUCAGUUGAUUCACAUUGUAUAAAAUUCCUAAUAGCAAGUCAAGCAAUUGUCUGACUGUUUCCAGUGCUGAGUUAUAUUUCUGGUCAGACUAUUGUGUAUUAUCACUUGUAGUAUGAAUGGAUUUGAAUAUUAUAGGUUGAUUAAAAUCUUACCUAAUUCUCUUCCAAGCUCUGUAUUGUACAUUGCAAGAAAACUUUUUGUGAUUUGAAUUAUUAAACUUGUUAUGAUGGAAAUAAAUUGUAAUUGAUCUCA